Molecule: messenger RNA, 1839 nt
Organism: Paraglomus occultum
Lineage: Eukaryota; Fungi; Glomeromycota; Glomeromycetes; Paraglomerales; Paraglomeraceae
Source: the annotation of a GenBank genome assembly
AUGAACAAUACGAGGGAUGCUUCUCCUUUUAGGGAGAGUUCAGCUACGACAGAAGACCAUGUUACUACGGAAGAGUCAGCGACAGGGGUGUCUUGUCCGAAUCAAAUGGGGAAUACUUCUCAGACACGCCACCGGAACGUUGGAAUUUCCUUGACUUUUACCGUCACCGGCACGCCUCAUUUGAUUUUACCCACUCUUUUAAAAAAGAAACUAAAAAAAAUGCUUGAUACUCUAAGACAAAGUAAUUCUCCCGAAGUGCGAGAAAAUGCUUGUCGCUUGAUGUCAAAGUUUAAGGUCAAGAUUCAUCUUCUUAAAGCUAGCAUAAGCAAUAUGGGUUCCCGCCUAGUUGGAGAUCACCGGAAAAACGCGUUUGGUGUCAACGACCUUUGGCACAACAUCGAAACAGAUUUCUUGGAUAAAGUGGAAAGGCGUCGUUCGCUAAGGUGCAGAGUGAUCAUAAAAGGAAAGACUCAACAUAUGAUGGAGAAUUUGGCAGAAGAAACUGUCGUUGAAAGUUGUACAAUUUCCGCGAAACGUAAAAAAGAAGAGCAAGAAUACGUAGAAGCUGAUUUAACAGAAAGAGAAAGAGAGACAACUGAGGAAAAAGCUGCAGAAUUGGAAGAUCUAGAAGUUCUAAAAGAAAUAAGAAAAGCUGUUGAGACUGUUCGAAAUGCCCCUUUAGGACAUUUAAGGCAUGUAUCUGUUGCUUGUGCUUACUAUAUUAUUAACAAAGUAAAAGGUCUUUAUUUAUCUUUCUCUAACAGCCCUAUGUACUACCUCAUACUUGAUCUUCGUCCUCCGUUUACGGGGAUGUUUGAAUUUCGUGCGGCUGAUUAUAUGAAUGAAUCGCAUUUGAACAUCAUUGGACAAAGGGCUAAAGUUGCAAUGAGUAGCAGGUUUGAUCCACCUGAUCCUCUCCCGUCAAAACAACUUGCAGACCUUUCGAGCCAUAUGUGUGCUGAAGGAGCCGCUGGUCUUCUCACAAGGCUUCAAAUAAUGAUGGACAAGGAAGAACAGUCAGAGACACGUAUAAGAAAAGUGGUUGAUCUUCCAGACAAUCAGAUGCCAAUGGACUUGGAAGGUGUCAACAGUGGAUCAGAAGAGAUACAAUGGAUUUUUUUUGUGCUUGAUCAAUGUCGACGCAUCAUUUGUUCCGAAGUGCUCUCAACAAACAUGACAGAGCGUGAUGUACAACAUUGCAUAUCGAAGAAAAUUCUAAUAGCACUCUUGCAUUCAGUGGUGAAGGUGAAUUCGAGAGCAUCACGGUACCGUCAUGGAAGUUGUGGGGAUCAUUUUGAUGGGUUGUUUGCUUGCAAUUCAAUACUUCCAGAUGAUAUUCGUGGCGUCGAGAUGGGUGUUGCCGAGAAUUCUGGGCCAGAUCAGGUCAAAGAUAGGGAUAAACCUCAGAGAGACUUUAUCAAAGCAACAAAAGCAGCUCGGGAUCAGUUGCUUCAAGUUAUCAAGAUCAUAAAAAACAAGCUGAAUUCCGAGCAACUACCAAAUAUUUUCAUGGAAGGCAUCAAGUCAUUGUUUGCUGUUGCUGUCCACAUCGUCGGCUAUCAAGUCAAAGCACACGUUGUAUAUUUCCUUGGCGGCAACGUUUUUGCUAUCUCUGAAAUAGGGUGUGCACGGAUUCCAAUAUCUCUGGACAGAAUGCAUGACGCUCUGGAUAUGUUUCGUUUAGUGCUACGUAUAAAGACACUCUUGCUUCGAUCAAAACAAAUCCUUGAGACACUGUUUGAAGAGGCAACGAUAUUGAGACCUUCAACACCUACACAUGCUGAGACAGAGCCAUGGAUCAUGGCAGAAUUGAAAACGCCUGAAAAAUCGCGGAAGAAG